Messenger RNA from Oryzias melastigma (Indian medaka), 4496 nucleotides. RefSeq names its product protein unc-13 homolog B-like. The coding region runs from base 292 to 1482 and encodes 396 amino acids. Lineage: Eukaryota; Metazoa; Chordata; Actinopteri; Beloniformes; Adrianichthyidae. Gene Ontology annotation, molecular function: syntaxin-1 binding; diacylglycerol binding; calmodulin binding. The transcript has 10 exons. Gene Ontology annotation, biological process: synaptic vesicle priming; synaptic transmission, glutamatergic; dense core granule priming. Gene Ontology annotation, cellular component: terminal bouton; plasma membrane; presynaptic membrane. The record is from RefSeq and is a predicted model, not a curated record.
CUCACGGCAUUCUCAUUGGAUACCUUCAACGCCAGUUACAGGUGCUUAGACCACGCCUCUGUAUUCUCCAGUAGUCCUGAAACCUGGAUGAGAGUUUUAAUAAUGGCGUGGACAUGGCGCAGGGAUACUGCCCUCCGCCAAUGUCCUGCAUCUGUAAGCGACCUGUAAACAUCGAGGUGUUGGUUUCAGAGCUUUGACAAACAUUUUCACGGUUGUUACAAUGUUACCUCACCGAGUAAAUCUCAGCUGAAAGCUUUCCGAACCGGAUUUUUUAGUUGGAAGCGCUUUGACAUGUCGUUGUUGUGUGUCAGAGUGAAAAAAGCCAAGCUCCAGGGCCCACCAGACAAGUUCAAUACCUACGUAACACUGAAGGUGCAGAAUGUUAAAAGCACAACCAUCACCGUGCGCGGGGACCAGCCCUGCUGGGAACAAGACUUCAUGUUUGAGAUCAACCGGCUGGACCUCGGCCUUAUCGUUGAGGUUUGGAACAAAGGGCUCAUUUGGGACACCAUGGUGGGGACCACCUGGAUUCCUCUUAAAAGUAUUCGUCAAUCUGAAGAGGAGGGCUCAGGAGAUUGGACUUUCUUGGAUGCGGAGGUCUUGAUGAAAGCAGAUGAGAUAUACGGCACCAAGAACCCCACGCCUCAUCGGGUGCUGCUGGACACUCGCUUUGAGCUGCCCUUUGACAUCCCAGAGGAUGAGGCGAUGUACUGGACGAGCAAGCUCGAGCGCAUCAACACGAUGGGAAUUCACGAUGAGUACCCCCUCCAUGAUGAGGACCAGACUGGACCGUUGCCUUUUGCUGCCUCCCAGUGCUCUUUGGAUGACCAGGACAGUGCUGUAGAUGACCGGGACAGUGACUACCGCAGUGAGACCAGCAACAGUCUGCCUCCUCGUUACCACACAACGUCUCAGCCAAACUCAUCCAUGCACCAGUACCCCAUGGGUCCUGGGCCGCAGCACCACCCUGACAGCUGCACAGACUCCAUCCACAGUUACGACCUGGAUUUUAGGGACCAGAGAGGAAGCAGUCCAGUGGAAAGUAGUCGCUUCGGUUCAUCUGGGAACCUGAGCCAGAUCAGCUCCCAGCUUAGUGAGACUGGCCCCGAAAGCACCGGAGGAUCCGAACUCGAGGAGUCCUUUCACUCCUACCAUAGUACUGGCUUACACCCCACCGCCCUUGGGCAGCCACCUACUCAAGCACAUGUUUCCACUAAUGGACAUUCUAAUGUCCCUGAGCAGACGAUGCACAGGUUGACCCCUGAAGAUGCAACUUCAAAAAAUGCCACUCCACCAGAGAAAGGAUCCCCUAAAUUUCAAAGAAUCCAUGACGGAGGACCACCAUUACCAUUUUCACCAUCCAGAGUUCGUUGGUUGAAGGCCAUCAAUAAAGUCAGGGUUCAGCUGAGGGAGGUUGGUCUAAAUCCGUUUUGUUUCUUUCAAGCUUUCCUUUUAUUACUCAUUUUCUCCUCCCUUCCCUAACUCAGAGUAUACACAAGCAAUGUAAAUGUACAGUUGUGACACUGGUUGAGUUUAACCUCUCUUGAUGUUAAUACAGUUUUCUUGUUUCUAACUUUACUCUGACUGUUCUCAGUUUAAACAUUUACCUCCUGAAUACUAACUGCCUGAAAAAAGAGAUUUUGUAUUUAUUUUAUUUUAUAUAAAUUGGCCACAAACACAAUUUUUACAGUAUUUUUUUUCUGCCAGGAGUAUAAACUUGCUUACCUAGCUGUUACCGAUGGAAAAUUAAAAUAUUAUAUUUUAUUGUCUUAUUCUGAUUAUAUGGGUAACAAGGGGUAGAGUGAGACAUUCAGUAUAAGCUAACUAGGCUUUAUUCAAUUAUAUUGGGUCAUUAGAAGGAGUGGAACAUGAGACAAUUUGCAUUUUGCUCCAGACUUAUUAGGUGUUUUUACAACUAUUUUCAAGCAUGUUUUAUGUGAUUUUUCUUUUUUUCUUUUUUUUUUUUUUAAUUGAAUAAAUUUUGUCAGAAACUGCACAUUUUGAGUGUAUGUGGAACCUUUGAAGUUCUAUGGGAGAGAUGUAAAAUGACCUCCAUUUCUGGACUCAUAAGUAAAAGUAAGUAAACCUUAUAACAUAAAUAAUUAUUUUUUUCAUACAAUGUCAAAAUAGGGACAUCCAUCAAUUUCAUGGGAACUGAUGAUUAAGUAGAUUGAACUACAAACUGUUUAUUGUAAAAAUCAAAGAAAUGUCUUGCUGCUUUAGUGUUUUGGAACAUGUGGAAUCGCGGUGAAUGGGACUGGAAGCUGGCAUCUUUGCAGCCUCAGAUUAUAUUUGUGCAUGAAAAAGCUGCCAGGAAGAGAGAGAGAGAGAGGGAGAGGGAGUGACUCCCACAAAGAAAAAAACAGUGAGAGUCAGAAUGGCCACUUAACAGAGGGUGAACUGCAGUGUGAUGUUCUUUGCUCCUGUCAUGCUUACCCUUACAGUGGCAGAAAUGAGAUACUCUGCAAUCUUUUUGACCUUUUUAGUUUCAUGAUAAGAUACACUUGAUGAAAUGCAGGGAACAUGUUUCACUUUGAACUUUCUGAAAUACCCUCUUCAUGGAUUUAACCAGUCUUGCAAGAUGAUCUACAAGGUCCUUUUUUUCUCUAAAAGGUAAGUUAUAUGAAUGUUUUUAACUUUUGUUAAAAUUGUGUCAUCUAUGAUUGACAUUUGAUGCUGUUGGACUCUUCACUUCAAAAAAGUUUGAGAUUGUUAAAUCUAAAAGCUUUAAAUUGCAACUGUUUUUUUAAUCUUUUGGAUUAUAAAAAGUGUGUUUUGUAGUAGGUAAUCAAAGGUGGAAAGAAUAAAUCUGAAAAAAAUUAAUAAACAUGCAAGAAUAAAAAAAAAAACUAAACAGGAUUUAGUGCACUUUUUGGCAUAUCAUUUUACUAGGAGCAUGAUCAUUUGUUUUAACGAUUCAAUUCAUAUCAUAAUUAGUAGCCAAUAUUAGUACAUUUUAAACAAUCCAAUUCACUGACCCAACAUCAAUCCGUUACAUCUUUAGCCCAAAAUUCAACAAUUGUGACUCAGAGCUAAAUAAAUACCUGGUACUGAACCGUGCAGGUGAAGUUUUCCAGAUUUCUUGUAUUUCUUGCAAGAUAAUAAAGUGUAAAUUAAAUAUGUGUACUAACAAAUGGUUAAACAAGAAGUAAUGGAAAUUCCAUUCCCAUAUUAGUUUCAUAACGUUCAACUCACUGUUGUUUUUCCACAUCAAAAUAAUACAAACUAAACAUUAUUAGGUCAUUCUUCCGGAUUGAAUGGUUACAUGUCUGCAAAAUUCAAAAUGUUUCCACACAUUAGACUGUAAUUAUGGUCGAUCCUUUUUUGCUGCAUCACAUGUUUGUUGUUUGCAUUAAAUUUUAGUAUUUUAUAUACCCACCAAAUGCUUAUCAGUUUAAUGCACCUUUAGUCUCAACUGUUUGAGACCUUAAGUUUAAGGGUGGGUUAAUGUAACAGACGAGAACACACCAUUUAUUAUUAAAAAUAAAUAUAGUAAUUUGAAAUAUGUUUUACCUGAUAUGAAACUGAGGCUAAAUUGGAUUCUUGCACAAAAACGGGAACUUGGUGCUUUUUUCCCUUCUUAUCACCAUAUUCUUUAAAAUGAAGAUUACCUACGCAUACCAUUAAGAUGGGAUCUAGCUCUCCCUGUAACCUGCAUCUAUAUAAAAAGACAAAAUUACACCGAUCCCUCCUUUGCACACUAAUUUAAAAAGUAUGCUGAUUUUCACAACUAUUUUUUUUCUUUAAUAUUUAACUGUAAAAAUGCAGGUUUGUUUAAGUUUGUUAAAACUAACUUGCCAGAAUGGCUAAUUUCCAUUUUAUAACCCAAUGAGCUUCAUCCAUCAAAAAAUAACGAGCAAAGUGAUUGGGUGACGCACAUUACAUGUAGGUGUUGCCAGGUGAUGGUGGCUGUGGAGUACCCAAAUGCUGAAGAUGUGAUGUAGGUUGACAGAAAACUAAACUAAAUUAAUAAACAUAAGUGGGAUAGGCUCCAGCAUCCCCGUGACCAUGCACAAAACUAAAUAAGUUUGGUAGAUGAAUAAACAAAUAAAUUAAUUUAAACAUAAAGUCAAAUAACCAAAACGCUAACAUUAAAAUGGCUGAUUUAAAUGUGACAGAACUAAAGACAACUGAUUGGAGCAUCAGAAAAUGACAAGUGGAUUUUACUGAAAGCAACAGAAACCAGGGAGUUACAAAAGAAAGAUGAAUUGUGUUUAAAAAAAUGACCAGUAGACGUAGUGAUUGAAAGGUACAAACAGGGCUAAGUUACUGAAAAAAUGGACAGACUCAAAGAGUUCAAUGUCUUAUCUAAGCUAAACUCGGUCUUGAGACACAGCAAUUGCCAUGGGUGGACCUAAAUCUCUGCUCCAAUUCUAAAUAAUCCCCUUGCAGACAAAUAGAUUCAUGUACGUGAUCCUUUUUGUCGUCUGAGCUGCUAUCUGGCUCUAAACUGUGCGGCUGGAUACCUCUUUUAUUGGUCGCCAAUUUUUUGCUAC